GUGCAGUCUAAAAUCGGUGAAUAAAACAAAUAGCGAUAAAAUAGGAUAAUUCCGAUUAAUAAAUUAAUUCAGAACCUGGAUUAUGAUCGAAAAUCUGUGUGAUCCGCUCCAUAAGGUGGCGAUAAACUCUGAACUAAAAGUCUGAACUAGGGAAGAAGUCGUUCUCCCGGAAGCCAGGGGCUUGUUUAGUGGAUGUAUAUUUUAGUUAUAAAUUAUAACUAAAUUUUCAGAAUAGCUAUUAAAAGUCUCGUUUUUUAUUAAAAUGGCAGGUUUUUCGCAUAACAUAACAGACGAUCUGUUUGACGCAAUUAUAAUGGCAGACGACAGGUUCCACAUAGGUGGUUACCGUGAAGGAUUUGAGGAAGGAUCACAGCAGGGGCUGAUCGAGGGCCGAAACCACGGCCUGCUUCACGGUGCCAAGCUCUCAGCUGAGGUUUCUUUCUAUCACGGCUUCGCGCUCACUUGGAAGUGUCUCCUACGAAACACUGAAGAUGUUAAAACAAGAAAACGACUGAAAGCUGUCGAGUCUUUGGAUGCAAUGAUCCAGAAGUUUCCAUACGACGACCCACAGUAUGAGAGCCUCCAGGAACACAUGGAAAGCGUCCGGGCCAAGUUUAGACAGGAAACAUGCUCCAGUGCUAAAAAAUCUCACCACCUGCUGUACGGCAUAUACAAAGACACGGCAUAUUAAUUAGCUGGAACAUAUGGUAGACAACAAUCCACGUUUCUCAAGCUGGACAUGAAGAGAUUUAUUAGUAAAACGUUUAUAUAAGCAUUUACACAAUAAAAUCAGGAUCAAUAAAAAUCUCAUAAUUUUAGAUUAAUGUUGUUAGGGCUGUUCAUGCUCCCGAGCGUCAAUUUACAUUUAAAAAGACUAACUGAUUGAUUCAAGUUAUACUUCCUGGCCAAGAUUCAGCAAAGCAAUAAGAAUAAAAUGAAUAAAAUUGAUAAAUGUUGCCUAAUUUCCAGAAUUAGGAUGAAGUACAGGUGUGGAAACAGAGACUCGGCGUAAUACAGCACAAAAACUGUUGUAUAUGCCUGUGCUGCUAACAGAACACAUAAUCACUACACAUUUCUUCAUCAAGUAAAAAUAUAGAUGCCAGAUAGCCAGACUCAAAUAAAGUCUUUAUGUGCGACGGGAGAACAUCACGGCACAAAGUGUUCCGAAAUGUUAGCCAAAGACAUUUUUUUCCCCUGUAAACAAGAUCUUUCAUCACCAGAGAAAAUCAUCAGGAUAAUAGAAACAGUCUGUGGCUCACAGGGCUCACAUAGUAAAGUCAUUCCUCACAUUGAUUCAGGUUUUCCAUUUUCCAUACACUUUAUUUAAUUAGCGUAUUAGCUUGUGUUUGUGUGUUUUCUUUUUAUUCCGAUUAAAUUCCGCUUUGACUUUAUGCUUUGGCUCUAGCUGUUCAAUUUAUGAUUUAUCCAAACCUGGAUGGAGUUGGACUAAAUACAAUACAGAAUAUGUGCAUCUGCACAAUUAAAGCAU
Messenger RNA from Hemibagrus wyckioides, 1489 nucleotides. It is a transcript of the gene lto1, whose product is annotated as LTO1 maturation factor of ABCE1. The coding region runs from base 263 to 691 and encodes 142 amino acids. Lineage: Eukaryota; Metazoa; Chordata; Actinopteri; Siluriformes; Bagridae. The transcript has 5 exons. The record is from RefSeq and is a predicted model, not a curated record.